Papaver somniferum (opium poppy) is the source of this 3419-nucleotide messenger RNA. RefSeq lists its product as uncharacterized. Lineage: Eukaryota; Viridiplantae; Streptophyta; Magnoliopsida; Ranunculales; Papaveraceae. The transcript is spliced from 2 exons. Bases 528 to 1844 code for a protein of 438 amino acids. The record is from RefSeq and is a predicted model, not a curated record.
UCUGGAGAAUAUUCAGGCGAUAAAAAACCUGAACAGAUUUUCUAUUAUUAUAAACACCCUUCAUCAGAUUUCCCCCAUCGCCUACACAUCCCUGAAUCUUGAGACUUUGCUGCGUCGAUCGAUACUCUUUUUCCCCUAUUUCGUUACUGCCAGGUGACGGUUAGGGCAGUUACUUCAAUGCCGAGAACACGAGCAUCGUCAUCCCAAUCUUCACCUGCAACACUGCCCAGGUCGUGUGCUUCUACAUCUUCUCAUGAUAGUUGUUCUGCAGUCCUGGUGAACCAGUCCACACAAUCCACUUCGACCUGCAUCGAAUCAGGUGAUAACGACGACCCAUACUGCCAUUGCCCAUUCAAAUGAUUUGAUGAUUGUUAGGAUGGAAUAGGAGGCAAAGGCUAUGUCAAAACUUUGAUCCUUAAGCAUAUACAAGACAGACACUUACCAACUAAAGCAUCCAUUGCUGUCUGUCAAGACAGAAUUCGCACAGAGGUAAGUGUAUAUACAGCCUGGGAAAAAUUGUUACGUCAAUGCGUAUGUGGCUUUGUUUUCCUUGCUUUCUGUGGUUUUCAUGGAAGAGACCUUGUCGAGGACACCCUGGAGGUAUUCUGAAUGGGCCGUUUAAUGGUAGGAGUGCAGAUUUUCUAAUAUUUGGUCUUGACAAACCUACUUCACCCACCCUUUUCAUUGAUAACCGUUCUGCAGAUACAGUGCCUGUUGAUGAAUUUGCAGGAUUAUCUAUUGAAACGCUCCACCUGCUCUUUCAAAAACAAAUCACCACAACCUCCAGUAUCCCCACACAGUGUAGAUUCAAUUUUUCCAGAACCUUAAAAUCUGCGCUAGACAAGGUCUUAGCCCAUCCAACUGAGUUAGGCCCCUGGCUUCAACUGCUGCUCUUACCCAUUUGCACUCUUAGCCUCUAUAUGCCUAAAAAUGCAAUAGAAGAAUGGUCAGGUGCAAGGAAGAAGAUUCAGACAUGCACAAUUAACCGUGCCUUGGACAAAUGGAAGGAACCACAGGGCUGUACCUCCCUAAUCCAAAAGAUCCUGGAGGUUAAUAAUGAACUUCAACAGAGCAGGAAAGACUCUAAGAAGAAAAGAAAAACUAAUGCCCAGGCCUGCAAGAAGAAGAUCAGUCAAGGGCAUUAUGCAGCGGCCACUAGAAUUCUCUCUUCUAAUGGUGUCGCACUUGACACAGCCGAUACCCUUGCAGAGUUACGGCAGAAACACCCUUACGCUCCUCCUCUUGUCAUUCCUUCAACUGCAGUGGAAGCUACACCAAUUUCAGUGGACAGUCAUGUUGUGUUGAGUGCUAUUCGGAGCUUUCCGAAGGGAACGUCUUGGGGCAAGGACGGCCUAAGGGCUCAACACCUCUUGGAUGCAUUCAGUGGCUCAGCCGCUGCUGUCUCAGAUGAAUUUUUCAUGUCCACGUCAGGUGUCGUGAACUUAUGGUUGUCUGGCCAAUGCCCCCCUUCCCUUGGAGAAUACAUCGCCAGUGCCCCACUCACGCCACUCCUAAAACCAUAUGGAGGCUUAAGGCCAAUUGCUAUCGGGACUAUCUGGCGACAAUUGUGCUCUAAAUUGGCUACUACUACUGUAUGCAAAGAUAUGGUCAGCUAUCUUGGAGACCAUCAAUUUGGCGUCGGCAUCCCCUAUGGUGGCGAAAUUAUCUUACAUUCUGCGAACAGGCUGCAUGAGCUUAAAGAUCGACUCUCAUCCAUGAAGUUCGUGCCAGAUGCCCAAGCAUAUCACGCUGGGUUGAAUUCUUCUAUGCACAACCCGCAAGGUUGUAUUACAGUGAGGCCAUCUUAUCCUCGACUCAAGGUGUACAACAAGGGGAUCUGUUAGGCCCUUUGCUUUUCGCCUUAGUUCUUCAUCCUCUUGUCCGCAACAUUGCCUCGCAGUGUUCUCUCGAUUUGCAUGCGUGGUAUUUAGACGACGAUACCAUUAUCGGUGACAGAAUGGAGGUCUCCAAAGCUCUCUCUAUUAUACAAAGUGAAGGUGGUGCGAGAGGAUUGCAUUUAAACAUUAGGAAGACCGACAUCUUCUGGCCCACUACACACCCCAAAUCUCAUGCAACGGAUGUCUUCCCAAUCAAUAUUGGUCGACCUACUAGUGGUGUGAAGUUACUAGGGGGACCAGUUAGCCUGGACUCCCAAUACUGAGUCAGUUGGUUAUGCAAAGAGCGCAAAAGACAAUCAAGCUCAUAGACUGUGUUAAAACGCUAAAGGACCCUCAAUGUGAGCUUUUGUUGCUGCGCAACUGUACAGGAGUGUCGAAGCUUUACCUCACCCCCCGCACAACUGACCCCCGAGUCCUGCAGCCUGCCACUACGUACUUUGAUCAUCACUUGGUUCAGUUCUUACAACACCUAGUCACUGGCGAUGGUGCGGGAUUUGGCAUUCUUCGACAACGGCUAACAACUCUGCAUAUUAAGGACGGAGGCCUUGGAGUGUACACGAUGAACGAUACCAGUCACUAGUGUUAUCUAGCUUCUCAGAUUCAAACGCAGCAGCUACAGUGCGCCAUCCUACAGUCCACUGAUGUCUCUACACCGAGCACGAGCUACCAGUUCGCUCUUAGCACGUUCAUGCAAGCCUGAAGCCUCUCUCCUUCGACUUUCGACAUUACUGCCACUGCCCCACAGCCUAUGAAGAAACUGGCAGUUCAGUAUUUCGACGUCGUGAAGAGACAGCUCCCUUCCAGGUUCACUUUAUCUACACGUGAAGCAAUUCUGUGGCAAAUUAAUAAGUCAGACCAUGCGAUGGAUUACCUGAAGGCUAUCCCCAUUCCAGGGUUAAACCAAUCUAUUGGACCUCGGCAGUUUAGGCCAUAACUCAAUAUCGCUUUGGUAUACCUAUGUUCCCUGAAGAUAGUAUAUGCCCUCGUUGUAGUCGGAGCAUGGAUAUUUUUGGAGAUCACUGAAGUAGGCUUCAAGUUCCGCCACGACUUGGUUCGAGAUGUCAUAUUAGAUAUAUGUUUUAGGGCUGGUGUUGCUGCCAGCAAAGAGGUGCCCCUUGGCUUUUUGUCGGAUAAUUCCUCUGGCCUAAAGCUUGCGGACAUUCUAGUGCACAACUGGGAGAAUGGCUUGAGUACAUGCUUCGACGUUACUGGCGUAUCACCAUUUUCUGGUGGAUCUGGUUGCAGCUUCACACCUGGACACGCUAUCGCUUCGGCAGUCAAUCGCAAAAUGAACAAAUAUUUAGACAAGUGUACAUCUCACGGGUAUUGCUUUAGCGUUCUAGCAUUCACUAUUCUAGGCGAACUAGGCGAUGAUAUGGUUGUUUUUUUGAAGAGGUUGAAAAACUGCCUGACUAACUAUGAUGAUGUUAAUAGCAAGGUCGGUGGUUAUCUUUUUCACAGGGUAGGUUUGGCUAUCCAGAAAGGAGUUGGAGCACAGUUUGUUGCUCGGCUCCCAUCCAU